CCCCUCCGCGGAGCCAAGGUGAAGAAGGAAUUUUAGAAGAAAGACGCGUUUGCCGCCAUGCCGUUUCCCUUUGGCAAAUCACACAAGUCUCCUGCAGACAUAGUGAAGAAUCUGAAAGAGAGUAUGGCAGUUCUAGAAAAACAAGAUAUUUCUGACAAGAAGGUAGAAAAGGCUACCGAAGAAGUUUCAAAAAAUCUAGUUGCCAUGAAAGAGAUCUUAUAUGGCACGAAUGAAAAGGAGCCCCAGACAGAAGCUGUGGCCCAGCUUGCUCAAGAACUGUACAACAGUGGUCUUCUUAGUACCCUAGUAGCUGACUUGCAACUAAUUGAUUUUGAGGGUAAAAAGGAUGUGGCUCAGAUAUUCAACAACAUUUUGAGAAGACAGAUUGGUACAAGAACUCCCACAGUUGAAUACAUCUGCACUCAGCAAAAUAUACUAUUCAUGCUGCUAAAAGGGUAUGAAUCUCCAGAAAUCGCUCUGAAUUGUGGAAUUAUGUUAAGAGAGUGCAUCCGACACGAACCACUGGCAAAAAUAAUCUUGUGGUCAGAGCAGUUUUAUGACUUUUUCAGAUAUGUGGAAAUGUCAACAUUUGAUAUAGCUUCAGAUGCAUUUGCCACUUUUAAGGAUUUGCUUACACGGCACAAGUUGCUGAGCGCAGAGUUCUUGGAACAGCAUUACGAUAGGUUCUUUAGUGAAUACGAAAAGUUACUCCAUUCAGAAAACUAUGUGACAAAACGACAGUCACUUAAGCUGCUUGGUGAAUUGCUAUUGGAUAGGCACAACUUCACGAUUAUGACAAAAUACAUCAGUAAACCUGAAAAUCUCAAACUAAUGAUGAAUCUUCUACGAGACAAGAGUCGCAACAUUCAGUUUGAAGCCUUUCACGUCUUUAAGGUGUUUGUAGCCAAUCCUAACAAGACACAGCCUAUAUUAGAUAUUCUCUUAAAGAACCAGACCAAACUUAUUGAGUUCCUCAGCAAGUUUCAGAAUGACAGGACCGAGGACGAACAAUUUAAUGAUGAGAAGACCUAUUUAGUUAAACAGAUCAGGGAUUUGAAAAGACCAGCACAGCAAGAAGCUUAAUAUCCUAUAAACCCCUAAAAUAUUAAAUCCAAAUUCAGCAUUUGCUGUUAGAUAUUCAGCAUCAGGCACUCUUAUCAAUUCAUGAGGAACAUUACUGCUAAUCUGCUGUUCAGUGAACAGUGUUUGUUUUUGUUUUUCUUUUCUUUUUUUUAGUCCAAGUUGACAAAACCUAGCUGCUGCUUUCUUGCACAAUGUGGACUUUUUGGUAUUUGUGUCUGAAUUCAAGCACACUGCUUGUUUUUAGAAAUCCUGGGAGGGAAAGCUGAUUGGUUCAUGAAAGCAAAUAUAUAGAAGGUAGUUUGGGAUAGAAGAAGGUGUUAGAUUAGAUUUUACGCAAUGGGGUGCAUGCUUGCAAAUCUGGUUCAAUCCGUAUGUUUGCACUUAACUUUGUAUGAGAUGCGAGCACAAUGUGAUCUGUGCAUAUCUGGCACCAUAGUAUAAGAUUGUAUGCCUUGAUUUAAAAAACAAAACGUGCAGUGCUUUAUUUGUAAUCAAAGGGGAAAUGUAUCUAAGAUGUGAGCUUACUGGGAUGAAGAGUUGUCUUGCAAAUAAAACUGAUAGCAAAACAUAGCAACUUCUAAAGAGUGAAAUCUCAGAGUUCAUAAGGAAAAUGUAUAUAUGCCUUUCACUGCUUUAUAGAUUUUUUUGUUGUUGUUUUUGACAUUUGAUUUUUUUUCUGGUUCAGUUGUAGACUUGGAAAUACGUUCUAAAGGGUCUUUUUUGUUAAUUUCACUUUGAAGGUGUUUCAGACAGUAGAGCUUAACAGUGACACUUUGCAUUUCAUUUCAACGACGCUUGCUGAUUUCUUUUGUAUAUAACUCCUUGGGCUGCUCAUUUCUUUUAAAAAUGAUUUAAUUUGUACAGCAGAGGAAUGUUAAUGUAUUAGUCUGUAACUUUUACCUGAUACGGAGUUUUGCAAAUGAAAGCUCAUAUGUAAUGAAUACUUUUGGAUCACAUGGAAAUGCUGAUUUCACAUUUCUUAAAUACUGCAGCAUUAAAAGGAAGAAACCCCCGUUUUCCUGUAUUCACUGAUCUAAUGGGUGCCAUCAAAAUUAGGAUAGAUUAAAACAUAGUGCUGGAACCCACUAAAACUGUGUUCUUGAAUAUUGGCCUUAUUCACUUAUCUU
This is a messenger RNA of Euleptes europaea (tarantolino), 2210 nucleotides long. RefSeq names its product calcium binding protein 39 (gene CAB39). Bases 58 to 1083 code for a protein of 341 amino acids. The record is from RefSeq and is a predicted model, not a curated record. NCBI's taxonomy places the organism in Eukaryota, Metazoa, Chordata, Lepidosauria, Squamata, Sphaerodactylidae. The transcript has 9 exons. Gene Ontology annotation, molecular function: protein serine/threonine kinase activator activity. Gene Ontology annotation, biological process: intracellular signal transduction.